Molecule: messenger RNA, 737 nt
Organism: Daktulosphaira vitifoliae (grape phylloxera)
Lineage: Eukaryota; Metazoa; Arthropoda; Insecta; Hemiptera; Phylloxeridae
Exons: 2
Coding region: 365-721 (118 amino acids)
Source: RefSeq, a predicted model, not a curated record
UUUUUAUGAAUACGAAUUACACGGUACAAAAUAUCCAGAUGAUUUUCUCAUUGAAAAAAUUAUCAAAAGAAAAAAAUCCAAAGUAUUGGUAAAGUGGCUGGGUUUUGACAGUUGUCACAACUCGUGGGUGUCCGCGAACGAUAUUAGUCGUUAAGUAGCGACUCGGGCGGUUAAACAAUUAACAUUUAUCAUUAACAUAAUAAGGCGAUGUAAACACGUUGUUUAAUCUCAUAUUUAAGACCUUGUGGUGUACUUUAAUUACCAUGUUUACUACUAUAAGAAAAUAAAUAUGAACGAUAUUUAUAAGCGGUUCCACACGAAAAUCCAUUAGUUUCUCUCGUAUUACACGGCGCUGUCUGGCAAUAUGGAGGAACUAAGGAAAAAAUUACAACAUCAAGUACACAGUACCCACAAAUCUAUAGGCGAACUGACAAUCAAUAGGAAAUACGUCAUUUUGAAUUUGUCAAGAUCGGAAACGAAAUUUGGUCCGUCUAUUAAAUGUCGAUUGUCGGACACCGGCAUCAACGUCAAUAGUGAAGGUAAAUCGCGGAGCUCGAAAAACGAGGAAAAAAUUCCCGGUACAUUUUAUGUUUAUUUACCGAAAUCGGUGAGCUUGUCUGAUGAGGAAAUCGAAAGUUUCAACAACACAGAAGACGACAACAUGCACUUGAUCUACAGGGGCAAUACUCCAAAGAAAAAAUUUUUAAUCGAUUUUAUGUGAAAAUUAAAUAAAUAAA